Molecule: messenger RNA, 6083 nt
Organism: Pocillopora meandrina
Lineage: Eukaryota; Metazoa; Cnidaria; Anthozoa; Scleractinia; Pocilloporidae
Source: the annotation of a GenBank genome assembly
GAAACAUACAUCCACGUGAAGAAAUCGUUGAUGAACGUUAACAAGUGUGUGUGAGAUAAGCUCGGUAUUCUUUCCACGUCGUUGUGUUUUCCUUCAUAGAGAAUAUUUGAAUUGAGGAUGUCACAGCUACCUCUUCCAAAUUUUGGAAACUUUCGGCCAGCUUUUAACACUGGUGGAAAUCCAGGGUGGCCGAUGCAAACUGCACCGUCGAUUUUUGGAAGACCACAUAGUUCUUCGAUGAGUUUUUCACCCUUACUGUCUGUUCACUCUUUUCCUGGCUACCCUGGGUGUCACAUCACGCCUGGAAUACGGCCGAACAUACCGUUAUUACGACCUCCCUCUAGCCACGUGGUUUCCCAGGAAAGGAACCCAUCGUUCCAACAACCACAGGCUACCAAUGUCCAGGUAAUUUGCGUCGUUAGACAAUCGUUACAAGAUUCUUAGCUCUGACUUGUUGAUUUUGUGAGAAUGAGAACGACUUUUGAUUUGUGGUAUGAAGGAUAAUGGCUGCUAUAUAUAUAUAUAUAUAUACAUAUAUAUACAUGUGUGAUAUAUACAUUGCAAGUUAGCUAUCAAGAAUAUUACAACAUUCAGAUAAUUAUGACCAAUAAUAUCUAUAGUUAUUUGCACAGGUAAAGAAACCUUUAAAGGACCUCUUUUUCUACGUUCCUUGUGUCUUAUUCCUUACAAGCAGGAAUUAACGCGAACAUCAUUUAUGGGAAAAUUGAAUACUCAGUGAAAGCCUCCAGUGACUUUUUGUCCAACAUCAACUUUUCCUGUGUUUUUCAAGUGAAUAAAAGACAAUUUGGAAGGGAAACACUGCAGUCUAUCAGAUGACAGUUUGAGACUUUUUCCAUUCCCUCCCAUCAUUUUUCACAACUCAACUCUGUUGGUGCAAAUCAUGACUGAGAAAAAAUUUAAUGAAAUUUUUCCAAGUGGUGGAUCAGUGCAAUAAGUGUUUCCCUCAGGUCAUAUACAUCACUUAGUUUGUGCUUGUUUUUUAGGAAAAAUAAUGAAAAACUUAAUCUCUGAUUUUGCUAAAGAUUACUGUCAUUUACACUUGUGUUUUAAGAAAUAAGUCUGCCUAUAUUUUUGUAAAAUGUGGUUAUAGUUAAUGAUGCCCUACUCUUUGUUUCAUGAAGGGAUCAGCAAGCAAAACAACAGAAGAUAGGGAAAAUGUCUCUUUGAGGAAAGAAUUCAGUUGUGAUGCUUGUCAGAAAGAUUUUUCAAGUAAAGAGACUCUGACUGCACAUUUGGGAUCCCACAUUCAGGUAUGAUAUUUGAAGGUUGCUGAGGUUUAUUACUGUAAUUAAUUUGUUUGUUUGCAAUAUUAAAACAGGUUGGCCUAGUUCAGUAUCAGAGUGCAGAGAAGAUAUGAGCGAUAGAGCUUAUAGUUUAUUAUCUUAAUUUGAGAACACUUUACUGUCUAGCAACCAUUUGCAAAUGUCAUUGGAAUGUUUUUCUCGAAUUUAUGUGGCUAGCUUGAGGGAUAUUGGGGAAUGGAGUCAUAAAAUUAAGAGUUAAGAUCUGCAAAGAAGUUUAAUUAACUUAAAAUGUGUUAAAAAUCAGUCUUUUUUUAAAUCAUAGGCUUAGUCUCUGAUAAAUAAAAUUAUCCUUACAUAAUUUUUUCCAACCAUUGAUCUUUCUGCUCAUGAUAACAAUGAAUUAAAAUAUUAUUGAUUUUGAUUUAUUUAUUAAUAUUUUUCAUGCUUUCUUUUUUAAACAGUGUAGUUAUGAAGGGUGCACAUUCAAGGCUGGAAGGAAAGUUGUAAAACUUCAUUGGAUACAGGUCAUUUGUUGCCCAUAUUUUAUUUAUUUAUUUUUUUAACUUCUUUAUUGUUUGUUGUAAUCAAACUUAAAAAGUAUCAUUAAUACAACAUAUAAAAGUAUGAGCAGCCCCUUUUUUUUUUUUUCAAAACAAAGGCAAAAUUGAUGUUAGCAUGCUGCAGGGUGCUCUUUGAGUGUGAGUGAGGAGCUCCAAAACAAAUCAAGUGAAAACAAAUUUGAUGUUAAAGCUCAAGAGAAACUUUGAGCUUAGAAGAACAGGUUACAUCCAAGGGCAAAUCUACAAACAUAUUAACUCUCCUAAUGGAGGCUAUUGUCCUCAUUAUCCUUGGACAUUCACCAGUUUUAACUGGGGAACAUUUGGUUGUCUGAUGCAUUUAGUAGAGAAGGUAACCAUUCCACUCCAAGGAGUGUUCAGUAACUAAUUUCUCCCUUCUUUAUGAUAAUAUUGUCAAGCAGACAGGUGAUGAGAGUAAAGAGGGUAUAUUGUUGGGAUAAAUACCAGAUUCACUAGGCUUACAUUGAGAGAAAUAUUUUGCUGGAAUUAAGAAGAUUUUAUUGUAAAAUCUUGGGGAGAAAAAGGAUGGACAAAUCAAAAAAAAAAAAAAAAAAAAAACUAACAAAUGAAUAUCAAUUGACAAUAAUUUAUUUUUAGAAUCAUGAAACUGGCAGAAUGAGGAUUAAGUUGGAUACCCCAGAGGAAAUAGCAAAGUGGAGAGAAGAAAGAAAAAGGUGUUUGUGAUAGCAUUUUUCAUUUAACCAGUUUGAAAAAAAAUUCUUUAAAAGUAAUCUAGGAUUCCAACUUAGUCAGAGCCUUUAGUAAGGCUCAAGCAAAGAAAUUGGACAGGACCUUUUUUUUUUGGUUCAUGAUUUUUAAGAUUUUUUUCAAAAUAAUCUUUCUAAGUCUAAAUUAGUCUUUGAGGAUCUUAAAGACAAAAUGUUAUUAAUGGAUUUUUAGGAAAUGCUUUGAGAUUGGCUUGAGGAUAUAUCAAUUAGAAUGUUGUGGCUAUUCUGAAUUAAAGACAUACUGCAAAGUCUGUUUUAGUCACCUUAAAUGUUGAUUGAGAGUUUUUGUGGUCAAUAUUUAUAAUGAAUGAUCACUUCUGAGGAUAUUAAUUUUUUUUUUUUGGCAUUAUUUCACCAAAAGUAAUUUGUUGAUUUUAUUUUUCUUGUUCAUCUGAUAUAGGAAGUAUCCCACUCUCGCGAAUAUGCAGAAGAAACUGGAAGAAGAUGCGAAGAGGAAAGCAUCAGGGCAAGUUUUGAAAACCAAGAAUUUUAGGUAAAUGUGAGUUUGAAUGUAUGUGACCCAGAGCCCCACUGCACUUGCAAUAUAUAGAUUUAGCCAAGCCUAAAAGCAGAGCUCACAUUUUUUUUUUCCCGCACAUCUCAAGGGCACAAUGCCUUGCCUCGGCCAGGACUAGAACCCGGGUCGUCCAACUCGGAGCCCAGUGCACUGACCACUGGACUACUGAACAAAGCCGUGAAGUUGGUGUGCCCAUGGUACAAUUGACCAGGCAUGUUAAAAGUAGCACUUUGUACGGUCGUACGAUCGUACAUCCAAAUUUUUUCAGCUUGAUGGGUUACUACUAUUUUUGUAUAAUUAUGGGGUUACGCAAACUCCGCUAUUAUGUAUUGGUAUGAAAAUUCUGAGCGUGACUCUACAAUUUUCAAAAUUUAAAGAUACCGCAGAGGCCAGGGUAGAGGAAGAUCAUUUCAGCGAGGUGGUCAGAACCAUUUUAACAACAGACAUCAUCCAAAGAGAUUUCCAAAGGAACUGAAUGGAUUAGAUCACACAGCUGGUGACCAAGCAAAACAACAAUUCAGAGAUGUGAACCAGGAGAAGGUAGCACAACCUUCUAAUAGAUUACACAAUGUUGAAGAUCCACUUUCAUUGGUUCUUGAUGACUGCUUUGAAAAUGAGCCAGGUAAGUUGUAGUGACAGAUACAUAUCUCAACCAAUUCUUGCUAAAAGAGAGCAAGAUAUAGUAUAUGGGGUGAUACGAUUAGUUGUAGACUAAAUAAGACCUUCUUUGCCCACCUGGGACUGCCUACUUAUUUACCGCAGAACUAACACCCCUUCUUUCCCUAUUUCCCCCAAAUUCUUACAGACUCUGACUUCACUCGGUUGAUAAGAAUGCAAAACAAUUGUAUUGCUUAACCCAUUUUUACAUUCAAAGUCAAUGAAAUGUACUUUUUUCACACAGGAAAUCAAAUGCGGAAGAGUUUAUCUCAAGAAAGAUUGUUGAAGGAAACGUCAGAUAACUCUGACCCUGCACUUUGUAGUGGACCAUCUGGGAUUUCAGCCCUAAGUUCACUCUGCACAGCAUAUGCCAGUGACUCAGAAGAUGACAAACCAUCAGGUACCAAUUUAGAGUUCAGUGUACCACUGUUAACCCUUUUGCUCCCAAGAGUCAUUCUUGUCUGCCAUACAAUUCUUAUUAAUUAAUGUUGGUUUGGAAAAUUUGGUACAAGAGCCACUAAUAAUUCCCUAAUUGUUAGUUUUUUUCUAUUCUCAUCACUUGUCUGCUUGAUAUUGUGUGAAUGUCUGAAUGAGAAAUUCCUUCUGGGUCACUCAUGGGAGUUAAAAGGCCAAGAGCAACAAUGCAAAUUUGGGCUGUCAAAUCAGAAUUUCUACAGUCAAUUUGUGAUUCAUUGUUUACUGGUAAUUAUCCUUUUGGUCCCGAAGAGACUAUUUUGAUCAGCUGUUCAGUGAUCUCUUAAAAAAUGGAAUUCCGUUGGUAAUUUAUAGUAUGGCUGGGGUUGUUAGUUUGUGUUAUAUAUAUAUAUAUAUAUAUAUAUAUAUAUAUAUGACUGACUAUAAAUUGAUUGCACAACCAAAACUUGGUCAAAAGAAUGAGUUUCAGUUCCUGGCCAUGCACAACAGCUAUGAUGAACAGUGCAGUUAAUUUAUCAUUUGAUGCUAGGCUUGAAGGUGGGAAGCUCCUCCUAUCAAGACAUUCAAAAGACCAUUAACAUCUUCUAUCAAACUCUGAAAUUGGUCAGCUUUGCAAUCAGCUAACUAAAAAACCUUUUUUAUUUAAGUCUGUUAAGAAAUUAGUAAUUUUGUAUAUGUACUCAAUCAAUUCAUUCAUCAGAAAUCAUUGACAUUCAAGAUAAUUUUUUCCAGAGGAAAUAAACAACAACAUAAACACUGCUAGCCUUCCACAAGCAACAAAAACAGAAGAGGGAGCUGCUGUUAAAUGUACAUCUGCUGAUACAAAUGUGAAAAAAGAACAACGUAAAGCAACCAAAAGACGUCACAGAAAAUCAAGAAAAACGUUCUCAAAGGUAAGUAUUUUAAUUACAGACAUUAUAUCUCCUGUUCUUUUUCUGUAAUCUUGCUGUGGCUUUGAUGGACAAGGUGGACAGGGAAUGGGGACAUUGCAUAAAUAUUUCCAGGUUAAUAAACAUAUUAGCCUCCAUUUUAGACAAUAAUAUGCUUUUAUGUAACCAUUGACAACUGUCCGAGCAUACUUUUGCACAAAUUAUUAUAUGCAGGGAGUAUGACUUAAACCAUGGUAUUUACACAAUCCAUGGGCCUCAGGCUUUCUCUAAAAAAAAAGGUUGAUUUAAUUAAAUAAAUGUCCUGCCACUGUUAGCUUUCGGCCCUCUUAACACUGUUUGCAAAAAUAUAUGUUCAGAUAAAAGAUUUAGCUUAAUAGAGGAUACAAUCUUGUCAAAUAACAGCUAAACUUUGUUUAAAUAACCUGCCCACAUUGUCUUAGAGUUCAUUUCUGUGUUUAAAUUGUUCAUCCAGGGAAACUCCAACUGUGUAGGAGUAAGGAAGUCAACUUUACUUGAAAAGGUGAGAUUAAAACAAGAUCUGAAAAGAGUAUGUGCUGUUUAUAGAUUCAUAUUGUUGCCAAGUGUUUUAUGAUCAAAUCGGAAGUUAUUAAAACAAAUUUCUUUUUUUUCCCCACAGCUGUUGGCACCAGAUAUUAGACAUGAAAGAAAUGUAAUUCUACAAUGUUUGCGAUACAUUGUAAAAAAACAUUUUUUUGGAGUAGGAGAUACAAGUGUUUCAGAUGAUGUUGUCAAUAAAUGAAAUUGUGAUGAGUGUAAAAAUAAAUUAUAAUUGAAAACAUACUGGUACAUGUACAUACUUUUAUGGACUGUGUUUUUUUGUGAGAUUGAAGAAACAUCAUUGAUAAUUAACUUAAUCAGGUGAUAUGGCAUUAACUUAACAUCCUAGGUAAAAACAACAACAGCUGUUGGCACCAGAUGUUUGACAUGAAAGAAACGUAAUCCUACAGUGUUUGCAAUACAUUGUGAAAGAACAUUUUUUUUUAAGGAAGGAG